This is a messenger RNA of Pseudopodoces humilis (Tibetan ground-tit), 1026 nucleotides long. Lineage: Eukaryota; Metazoa; Chordata; Aves; Passeriformes; Paridae. The record is from RefSeq and is a predicted model, not a curated record.
GUCUUGACCAGAAUGGGAGUGUCAGAGGGGUUCUGGCACCAUGAAUACUGGCUGCCACCUGGAGCUAUCUGGGAAGACUUGAAGGAGUCUGCAGACAUAUACUACCCGCAGCCUCAGCACCUUCUGCUUUGCAUCCCUGGUGCCCUGUUAUUGAUCUUUGUCCAAUGCAUCUUUGAAAGAACCCUUGCUCUGUCCUUGGGCAGGGCAUUGGGGGUGAGCAACAAGUGGAAAUUCAAAGUUCAGACCAAUGCCACACUGGAAGGCUUCUACAUUCUGCUGGGCAGAGCCCCAAAGAAGGAGGAGCUGGUUUCACUGGCCAAGCAAAGUGACCUGCUGGUCAGAAAGGUAGAGACUUAGCUGAGGCAUCAGCGGGCCCAGGACCACCCCAAGCUGAUGAAGGAGUUCUGCGAGGCAAGUUGGAAAUUUAUAUUUUAUUUCACCUCAUUUUUCUCUGGAUUGGCUCUUCUGUGUGAUAUAUUUUGGAAUCACACCAUGUGCUGGUUGAAAUUUCUGCAACAGUCUCUAUCUCCCAUAUUGGGCUUGUUCUACCUCCUGGAACUCUCCUACUGCUCACUGGUGGCCACCCCGCCCUUUGAUGUGAAGAGGAAGGACUUUAAGGAACAGAUUAUCCACCACAUUGUGACCAUCACUCUGAUCUUUGUCUCCUACUGUGCCAGUAUGAUAUGGUUAGGGAUGAUAAUCAUGCUGGUGCAUGAUGCCUCUGAUUAUAUUUUAGAUCUUGCCAAAAUACUCCAUUACCUGAAAUGGAAGCAGGUCUGUGAAACAGUAUUCAAUGUUUUUGCUGUGGUUUUCAUUAUCUACCAGCUUGUCAUUUUCCCAUUAAUAUAACAUUUUGCUGUCCUGUUCACAAAGGUUAUGCAGCUCCUCUCUCGGAAUCCUGUAGGUAAGGCUCCUCAUGGUGUUCUCCAAGCCUCAGAUUAUAUCCAGAAAAGACAAGAUGUCAGAAGUGACACUGAAGAGAGUGAAAGGAACAAAGGAGAGGAUCUGGAAAAGCACAAAGAAUAA